Messenger RNA from Corylus avellana, 1441 nucleotides. RefSeq names its product Ankyrin repeat family protein. The record is from RefSeq and is a predicted model, not a curated record. Gene Ontology annotation, biological process: protein targeting to vacuole; protein transport to vacuole involved in ubiquitin-dependent protein catabolic process via the multivesicular body sorting pathway. Lineage: Eukaryota; Viridiplantae; Streptophyta; Magnoliopsida; Fagales; Betulaceae. Gene Ontology annotation, molecular function: phosphatidylinositol-3-phosphate binding; metal ion binding; ubiquitin binding. Gene Ontology annotation, cellular component: ESCRT-0 complex.
CGCGGUUUCCUUGACACGUCUCUCUCCCCUGCUCUUUCUUUUCCCUUCUCCAUCUUCUACCUUCUUUGUUCUUCUAGCCCAGAUCGAUAGAGAAUCGGGAGAGAGAGAGAGAGAGAGAAGAACAACACGAGAGAGUGAUGCUGUGGGUCGAGUGAGAGUGUGGCUCGUGGAGAGGAGGAAAUACACGGUGAAGCCUAAGAGGAGAGAUUUCGGCCAUGGAAGCAAGAAAAGGUUUUCCGCUGCCUUGUUUUAUAAAGGAUAUAGAAGUAGCAUCGGGUGGUUUAUUGAGAAAAAUUUUCCACUUUCGCCCUUGAAUUUAGAGUGGGGUGUUACAGAUUGAAUCGAUAUCAGAAAUAUAAAGAUCAGUGAGAGUUAGGGAGAAAACUGAGAUUAUGUCAUUGGAUCCUCCCCCUUUCCAGGAAGCAGCACGCUGCGACGUCUGCAAAUGCAGCUUCAACACUUUCAGGCGUCGGCACCACUGCCGAUGUUGUGGGAGGACGUUGUGCCAUGAGCACUCAUCAAAUCAAAUGGCUUUACCACAACUUGGCAUUCACUCGUUUGUUAGAGUUUGUGCUGACUGUUAUAACGACUCCUCUCGAUCUGGGAAAGUUGAUCCACAAGCUUCUUUAUAUGGGGUUGAUUGUGCAACAGAUAGAGUUUCUAAAUUAGACAUAGGUACAGAUAUAAAUUUGGAGGCUGGCCCAACUGCAGAGCAUGACUCUGUGUCAAUCAUUUCAGAGUGCAAGUGCGGAAUGCCUUUAUGCAUUUGUGAAGCUCCAUCCCCUUCCACUCAUGCACUUCCUCUGCAGAGAAAUACUACUUCAAACUUUACUCCUCAAAUAAAUCCAAAACCAAAGAAGACGGAAACUAUUCCAAGGAAUAGAGGUGCCACUUCUAACAACAAGUUGUGUUCUGUUUUCAGUCUUGGUCAAGUGGCCAAUGAUGAUCUGAAUAAACCUCAGAUGGAUUAUGAACCUAAUGGGGAGGGAUUAAGGGAAGCUAUAAAGAAUGGUGACACUGCCGCAGUCAAGAAGCUCCUGAGUGAGGGUGUGGAUGCAAAUUACCGUGACAAACAGGGAUUAUCUUUGCUACAUUUGGCGGCACUUUUUAAUCAAACUGAUAUAGUUUUCACACUCAUGGAAUGUGGAGCAAACAUGGAUUACAAGAAUGCACAGGGAGAAACACCAUUAGAUUGUGCCCCCGCUACUUUGCAAUACAAGAUGCUAAAGAAGUUGGAAGAAGCUGCAGGUCUGCAUUGAGCGCAUUUGAGAGUAAUAUAUUCAUUUUAUCAUCUAAGCUAUGUGUUCAAGUUCUGUUACCCUUCAAGAAGACAUUCGAUAAACUGCUGGAUGGCCUUGUACUAAUAUAAUUAUGGUAUGCAUGGUAGUAAACAAGGCUACAAUUUUAUAAUGUUAAAGUUCACUUGUGCGGUGUAUGAUCA